Molecule: messenger RNA, 3255 nt
Organism: Aspergillus oryzae RIB40
Lineage: Eukaryota; Fungi; Ascomycota; Eurotiomycetes; Eurotiales; Aspergillaceae
Exons: 14
Coding region: 1-3255 (1084 amino acids)
Biological process (GO): GPI anchor biosynthetic process
Cellular component (GO): endoplasmic reticulum membrane
Source: RefSeq, a predicted model, not a curated record
AUGGCAAAGAGUGUCCGAGCGAGUGUCCAAAAGCGCAAUAGAGCGAAACUGCGAGCCACAGUCUUUGGGCCAGUUGUUGAUGCACGAACUGAAAGACUCUCUGCUAAGCUGCAGGAGCUUGCCUCCCAGCCAAAACCAAGUAAUGAAGAGAAACCAGAUAUGGAGCUGAACAUGAAGGAUCGCCAGGAAGGGACUAAGAUAUCACAAACAAGUGAAGAUAUGGACAUUGACAACGGUACCAUCAAAACUACCCAGGGUCGCUCUCACAAAGGCGGGCGGAUUCAUAAACGCCACAGCAACAGAAAGAACCGCUCAUCUAUUGUCUUCCGUCCACACCAGUCCAAGAAUAAGAAGGGUCUGAAGAGGAGAUUGGCGUUCGGGCGUCACGCAGGGGACCCAUCAAAUUCGGGAGAAAUCUUCCUGCCUCCGAGUAGAGGUCAGCUGAGGCUAGAGUCUCCGCCUAGUUUAUGUAGCCUCUGCUGUUCUGUAGUCCAAGAGGCGUUCUACCGCAUGACGGAUGAACCUCCUCAAACAGAAGGCGGUAUACCCCCUUUUGAAGUUGAUACUAUUUGCUUGAUUUUCAGUGUUACACUGACAGUGUAUCAGACCCGGACAUGUCAGCUUGGGUACGGUAUAUGCCAACAUAACUUGCUUGAAAUUGCUCCAGCGUGUGGCAGAAGCCACCGAGAAAUAGCCAUGAAGGUUGCUAGAUCGAAGUGGACGAUACUCAUCGCCAACAUACUCGUCCCCAUAUCGAUUCUCGUCUUUUCCUCUGGGUUUUUUCCUUAUAAGACAUUGCUUACGGGCUUUGCAACUCAUGAACAUACCAUUGGCGGUCAAAUUCCGCCGGGCGUAUUCGACAAAGUUCUACUCCUUCAGGCUGACUUUCAUGCUAGCGAUUUCGUCUAUUCCCAGCACUCUGGCUUUCUAUUCACUCAGAGGUUAGGAGGAGGAUUCUUAAUUCGGUCAGGCGCUGCUCUUCCAUUCACUGCUUAUGCUAGUGCUCCAACUGUCACAAUGCCCCGGCUCAAAGCCAUAACAACGGGGUCCGUGCCAUCAUUUCUUGAUGUAAUACUUAACAUUGCAGAGGCUGAUACCUCGUCGACUCUCAUGCACCAAGAUACAUGGUUAGCACAAUUGAAAGCAAAAGGUGGAAAAUUGGUCAUGUAUGGAGAUGACACAUGGCUGAAGUUGUUUCCUGGGAUGUUUCACAGGGCUGAUGGGACUACGAGUUUCUUUGUGUCGGAUUUCACAGAAGUAGACAAUAAUGUGACUCGCCACAUCCCCAAUGAACUCUUGCAAGAUGACUGGUCAGCUUUCAUAAUGCACUACCUUGGUCUUGACCAUAUAGGACACAAAGCUGGUCCUAAUAGUCCAUACAUGAUAACAAAGCAGCAUGAGAUGGAUUCUGUUGUUAGCAUGGUGUACACAGCUUUGGAGCAAGAGAAACAUCUCAAAACUACCCUCUUUGUAUUAUGCGGUGACCAUGGGAUGAACGAAGCUGGGAAUCAUGGUGGUUCGUCUGUGGGCGAGACUUCACCGGCUCUACUUUUUAUAUCGCCCAAGUUUCAGCGACUUGAAACUCGAAACGAUAGCCCAACGGAAGAAUUCAGUGACCUACAGUAUUACCAUACUGUUGAACAGACAGAUAUCACACCGACACUUGCGGGGCUCCUAGGCUUACCAAUUCCCUUGAAUAGCCUGGGUGUCUUUAUCCCCGAGCUUCUUGCGAUGUGGGAUCACGGAGCUAAGUCAAUACCCCUAACCUCGUCAUCAGGACCACAUCGGAUUCAUAUGCUACUUGAAAACGCCAAGCAGUUGCUGGGAGCCGUUAAAGGAUCGUUUCCGAGUUAUAGCUUUGAAUUUGAUUUAAUGCCUGUCAUUUGUAGCUCUCAGUCAUUGAUCGAUAUUGAGCGUGUUCAGUGCGCUUGGUUUCGAGUGCUUGAGACGCUCAAUGGAUCAGGUGCUAAUCACGAUAGUGAAGCCUCUUCGGAGAUCGAGUCUGCCCUUCUGCUGUUUUUGAGGAAUGCCCAGAAGUUAAUGAGCAGCGCUGCGAGUGAUUAUGAUCUUAUAAGGCUCUAUGUCGGGCUUUCCAUUUCCGGGUUUGCUAUCUCACUUACCUUUUUCCCAGCCAAAAGGCUGCUAGUGAAUUUCGCGCCGGCUGGAAUGUUUUUGGGGUUUAGCAUUCUAAGCUAUAGCACCAUGAUGUUCGCAAGUAGCUACGUGGAAGAAGAACAGCAGUUCUGGUACUGGAUAUCAAUGGGAUGGGUGGUUUACCUACAUGUUAAAUAUGCUGGUCACUUCCAUGGCAAUUCAAUUCAAAAAUCUGGCCCAGCGAACGGCCAUUGGCCAUUUGAACCCUCACUUCCCUGGUUUGGCGCAGCUGCGCUAGCAGUGUCUUAUCGAGUUCUGCGAAGAUGGAAUCAGACAGGCCAGAAAUUUGCUGCUCAGCCGGACAUUACCGGGUCCUUCUUUCCUUCUCAUCAGCAUACUUUGUGGGCCUUGUUAUCAUUAGCGGCGUCCGACUCUCCCGAACUUCUCGGUAACUCGUUCUUGCAGCCGGUGGCCAUGUUGACUGAUGGAAUGCACCUGCUUUAUCAUGCAAGAAUGGUUCUUUGUGGGAUAUCUCUUCUCAUGAUAUAUUCCUUGUACGCUGGAAAAGCCCGGGAAACGACUCACAAGGGCAGAGGCAAGUGGCCACCGAGCACCAUCUUUCACGAGACUCUCACUCUUUUCCUGUUGAUGCAAUCGAAAGUGACGAACAUACCCGCGUUUCUAGUGUUUAGAGUACAAAUCACCAUCCUCGCAUCGAUGCGUUUAUCAACCGUGGAACAAACCAUAACCUCCCUGCUCAUGCAAUAUGUGACAUUUUACGCAUUUGGAGGCUCAAAUGCCAUUUCGUCGGUCGACAUUUCGAAUGCAUAUAAUGGUAUCGGCACCUAUAGUGUUUUUAUCGUCGGUGCCUUGACGUUCAUCAGCAACUGGGCCGCCCCCAUAUGGUGGGUCUCAGCCAGUAGGCUGCUCCGUUCCUCGCAGAAUCGGGAAGAAAAGGAGGCACAUGUAACCAUCCUGACUCUUCAUAUGGCAACAAUUUUAAUGUCGGUUAUGGCGGCGUGUACGACGUUAAGGACGCAUCUUUUUAUCUGGACGGUCUUCUCCCCUAAAUACCUUUAUACUAUUGCAUGGGCAAUGAUCAACCACAUUGUGGUAAAUGUACUAGGAGAGAUCGAUUGGCGCUUGUUCAUGAAGAGGUGA